Archocentrus centrarchus (flier cichlid) is the source of this 7319-nucleotide messenger RNA. RefSeq names its product dedicator of cytokinesis protein 9-like. Bases 80 to 6439 code for a protein of 2119 amino acids. Lineage: Eukaryota; Metazoa; Chordata; Actinopteri; Cichliformes; Cichlidae. The record is from RefSeq and is a predicted model, not a curated record. Gene Ontology annotation, biological process: small GTPase-mediated signal transduction; positive regulation of GTPase activity. The transcript has 51 exons. Gene Ontology annotation, molecular function: guanyl-nucleotide exchange factor activity.
GAAGCUCUCGCAGACUAAAGGCAGCAGUGCCAUGGCAGAAUCUCACACCUGGCUAUAGGCACAGGCAGGACUGAUCAUCAUGCAAGGACGGGCAGGCAAAGCCCCCAAAAAGGAGAUGGUGAUAGAGUCUCCACAGCAGUACAAGAGCCUGGCUGAGAUUGAGGCACAGGUGGAGGCAGGGUCACAGGUGGCAAUGGUAAAGCCAAAGAUCAUAGAGCCUCUGGACUAUGAGAAUGUGCUCCUACAGAGGAAAACCGAGAUCAUCAGUGAUGUUCUCCGAGACAUGCUGCAGUUCCCCACAGACGACUUCCAGAUCUCCAUCCUGCGGCGCCAGGGCCGGACUCUGUUUUCCACCGUGCCAGAGACUGCUGAGAAAGAAGCUCACUCACUGUUUGUCCAGGAGUGUAUCAAGACCUACAAAUCUGACUGGCAUGUGGUCAACUACAAGUAUGAGGAGUAUUCUAGAGACUUCCGCCAGCUUCCAAAUAAGGUGUUGAGGCCUGAAAAACUGGUGGCUCAUGUCUUUGAGGUGGAUGAAGAUGUGGAAAAAGAUGAGGACACAGCCUCUCUGAGAUCACAGAAAGGAGGAGUGUCCAAGCAUGGCUGGCUGUAUAAAGGCAACAUGAACAGUGCAAUCACUGUUACAAUGCGGUCCUUCAAGAGGAGAUAUUUCCAUUUGGCUCAGCUGGGUGAUGGCUCUUACACCCUCAACUUCUACAAGGAUGAGAACACCUCCAAGGAUCCCAAAGGAACCAUCUUCCUCGACUCAUGCAUGGGGGUUGUUCAGAACAGCAAAGUGCGUCGAUUUGCCUUCGAGCUGAAGAUGCAGGAUAAGAGCACAUUUCUGCUGGCCGGAGACAGCGAGGCAGAGAUAGAAGAGUGGAUCACUACCCUCAACAAGAUUCUCCACAGCAGCUUUGAACAGGCCAUGCAGGAGAAAAGGAAUGGAGAUCUACAUGAUGAUGAGGAGCACGGAAAAACAGACCUUUCCUCCGGAGGUUUUCAAGACACCUUUCAGACUGCCAGAGAUGUCGAAUCCAAGAUGAGAAGUGAAGCUCGCCUCAAACUGUUCACUCUGGACCCUGAUACUCAGAAACUAGACUUUUCUGGCAUCGAGCCUGAUGUGCAACAGUUUGAAGAGAAGUUCGGGAAAAGAGUCCUGGUCAGCUGUCAUGACCUGUCGUUUAACCUGCAGGGCUGUGUUGCAGAGAAUGAAGAGGGGCCGACAACUAAUGUGGAGCCGUUCUAUGUGAUCCUGUCCCUCUUUGACGUUCAGAACAGCAGAAAGAUCUCAGCUGACUUCCAUGUGGAUCUCAAUCACCCUUUGGUCCGACAGAUGACUUCUGGUUAUGGUAGCGGGCCCAACCUACAAAUCAGUAGCAGUAGCAAUGAGAGUCCCUUGGGCCACAGGUUGGCUAGUGGCCUCCCAGAGGGGGCUAUCCGGUAUCCCAGACAGGGUGUGUUCUCAGUAACCUGCCCCCAUCCAGAAAUCUUCCUAGUGGCCAGGAUUGAGAAGGUCCUACAGGGAGGGAUCACCCAUUGCACUGAACCCUACAUGAAGAGCUCAGACUCUGCUAAGAUGGCUCAAAAGGUGCUAAAGAAUGCCAAGAUAGCUUGCAGCAGACUGGGACAGUACAGGAUGCCAUUUGCCUGGGCUGCAAGGCCUGUGUUUAAGGAUGCGUCAGGAACUUUGGACAAAAACGCUCGGUUCUCAGCGCUUUACAGACAGGACAGCAGCAGGCUGUCAGAUGAGGACAUGUUCAAACUGCUUACUGACUUCAGAAGACCAGAGAAAAUGGCUAAACUUCCUGUGCUCCUAGGGAACUUGGAUGUAACGAUUGACAGUGUGGCCUCAGAUGUAACCAAUUGUGUCACUUCCUCCUACAUCCCUGUGGGCAGCUUCGGAGAAACCGGGCAAGUCAGUGCUCUUCUGGAGGUGGACGAGUUUGUGCCUUGUAUUGCAAAGUGUUCCCAACCAUUCACCAUCUAUAAAAACCACCUUUAUGUUUACCCCAAACACCUCAAGUACGAUGGGCAGAAAUCCUUUACUAAGGCAAGAAAUAUUGCUGUUUGCAUUGAAUUUAAGGAUUCUGAUGAGGAAGAGGCCCAACCACUGAAGUGCAUCUACGGUUCUCCAGGAGGGCCUCUAUUUACUAAGCAGGCAUAUGCAGCAGUCCUCCACCACCAGCAGAACCCCGAGUUUUAUGAUGAGAUAAAGAUAGAGCUGCCUACUCAGUUGCAUGAGAAGCAUCACCUUCUCUUCACCUUCUAUCACGUUAGCUGUAACAGCAACAGCAAGAAGAAAGAUGUGGUGGAAACUCCAGUUGGUCAGGCAUGGCUGCCUCUGCUAAAGGAUGGCAGAGUCAUCAUGAAUGAACAACAGCUGCCGGUGGCUGCCAAUCUACCUGCUGGGUACCUCAGCUCCCAGGAUGGUGUCAGCAAGCACUCUGGCUUGGAGAUGAAAUGGGUAGAUGGAGGAAAGCCCCUGUUCAAAGUCUCAACACAUCUUGUUUCCACAGUUAACACUCAGGAUCAGCACUUGCACAACUUCUUCCAGCACUGUCAAAGCAUGGAGAUGUCAGAACAAGCCUCGGAGGGAGAGCUUGUUAAAUAUCUGAAGAGUCUCCAUGCAAUGGAAGGUCAUGUGAUGGUAAACUUUCUGCCUACCAUUCUCAACCAGCUCUUCUGUGUCCUGACCAGAGCCACACACGAGGAUGUGGCCGUGAACGUGACCAGGGUGAUGGUUCAUGUGGUAGCACAGUGCCACGAAGAGGGACUUGAGCAUUACCUGAGAUCUUAUGUGAAGUUUGUGUUGAAGCCAGAAGCUUAUUCCUUCACCAGUGCAAAAAGUGUUCAUGAGGAGCUGGCAAAAGCCAUGACGGCCAUUCUCAAGCCAUCAACAGACUUCCUGACUAGCAACAAGCUGCUGAAGCACUCCUGGUACUUCUUUGAAGCUCUGGUAAAAUCAAUGGCUCAUUAUCUGGUAGAGCGUGGGAAGGUCAAGGUCUCCAGGAACCAGCGUUUUUCUGCGUCCUACUACCACACAGUGGAGACUCUGGUUAAUAUGCUGAUGCCACACAUCACCCAGAAAUACAAGGACAAUCUCGAUGCGGCUCGCAAUGCCAACCACAGCCUGGCAGUUUUCAUCAAGCGCUGUUUCACCUUCAUGAACAGAGGCUUCGUGUUUAAGCAGAUCAACAACUACAUGAACUGCUUUGUGCCUGGAGACCCCAAGACCUUAUAUGAAUUUAAGUUUGAGUUCCUGCGGGAGGUCUGCAACCAUGAGCACUAUGUCCCUUUAAAUCUGCCCAUGCCUUUCUGGAAAGGCAGAAUACAGAGGUUCCAAGGUAAAGAAGAUACAGUUUUCACUGACUUCAUCUAUAAAGUGCAUCUGUUUUUGUGCUUGCCUUUUGAAUCCGGUUCCUUCUACCAUAUCAUAAAUUAUUUCUGCUGCUGUAUGCCUACAGAUAUCCAGCUGGACUACUCGCUGACUGAUGAAUUCUGUCGAAAUCACUUCCUGGUGGGCCUGCUGCUCAGGGAGGUGGGUGCUGCGCUUCAGGAGUACAGGGAAAUUCGUCAGAUUGCCAUUCAGGUGCUCAAGGGACUGAUGAUCAAACACACAUUUGAUGACCGCUACGCUGCAAAAAGCCAACAGGCCAGACUUGCCACUCUCUACCUCCCACUGUUUGGCCUGCUCCAGGAGAAUGUUUAUAGACUUGACAUCAAGGAGUCAGCUUCUCUCAGCAAUAAUAAUAACACGAGGGAGGACUCUCUGGUGCAGACCUCAAUGGUGACUCCUCAGAAAGCUGGCAGCUGCAUAGAGAACGCUCUGCAUAAAGACGUGUUUGGGGUCAUCUCUGGAACAGCCUCUCCUCAAAGUUCCACUACCAACGCCGGCUCAGUUCACCACGCAGACUCCAGAGGCUCUCUGGUCUCCACCGACUCUGGGAACAGCCUGCUGGACAAGAGCAGUGACAAGACCAACUCUCUGGAGAAGAACCAGUGUGCGUCAGCCCUGGGCAGCACUGUGUUGCGCUGUGACAAACUGGACCAGGAAGAGAUUAAAAACCUGCUCAUGUGUUUUCUGCAUAUCCUCAAGAACAUGUCAGAGGAGGCCCUUUUUGCUUACUGGAACAAAGCUGUUCCCUCAGAGCUAAUGGACUUCUUCACACUGAUAGAAGUUUGCCUUCAUCAGUUCAGAUACAUGGGGAAGAGAUUCAUUGCCAGGAACCAGGAGGGGGCAGUGUCUGUAGCUCCAGACAAGAAAUCACUGACUCUCCCUGUGUCUCGUAGCAGAGCUGGGAUCCUCCAUACCCGUCUGCAGCAGCUGGGAACUCUGGAGAAUGCUCACACCUUUAACAACAUGUACUCACAUACGGAAGCAGACGUGAGCAGCCAGUGCCUUCUGGAGGCCAAUGUGUCUACAGAGGUCUGUCUGACUGUGCUGGACACACUUAGCACCUUCAUCAUGGGAUUCAAGACCCAGUUGAAUUCAGAUCUGGGUCACAAUCCCCUGAUGAAGAAGGUUUUCCAGGUGCACCUGUGCUUCCUGCAGAUCCCUCAGUCUGAGGCUGCCCUCAAACAGGUCUUCACCUCACUCAGGACCUUCAUUUACAAGUUCCCUUGUACCUUUUUUGACGGCCGGGCCGACAUGUGUGCCUCUCUCUGCUACGAAAUUCUCAAGGGCUGUAACUCCAAGCUGAGCUCCAUCCGCAGUGACGCUGCACACCUUCUGUACUUCCUUAUGAAAAGCAACUUUGACUACGCAGGGCGCAAGUCCUUUGUACGAACACACCUGCAGGUGGUAAUUGCUGUCAGUCAGCUGAUUGCUGAUGUCAUCGGUAUCGGCGGUACGCGCUUCCAGCAGUCUCUCUCCAUCAUCAACAACUGCGCCAACAGUGACAAGACCAUCAAGCACACAGUGUUUCCUUCAGAUGUGAAGGACCUGACAAAACGCAUCAGGACAGUGCUGAUGGCCACAGAGCAGAUGAAGGAGCACGACAACGACCCUGAAAUGCUGGUGGACCUCCAAUACAGCUUAGCCAAGUCCUAUACCAGCACCCCUGAGCUCCGUAAAACCUGGCUGGACAGUAUGGCUCGCAUCCACAACAAGAAUGGUGAUCUUUCAGAGGCAGCUAUGUGUUACGUGCAUGUUGCUGCUCUGGUGGCUGAGUAUCUCUGGAGGAAAGGCAUGUUCAGGCACGGCUGCUCAUCUUUCCGCGUCAUCACUCCAAACAUUGAUGAGGAAGCGGCCAUGAUGGAGGACGUCGGGAUGCAGGAUGUUCACUUCAGUGAGGAGGUGCUGAUCGAGCUAUUAGAGGAGUGUGCUGAUGGCCUCUGGAAGGCAGAGCGUUAUGAGCUCAUUGCUGAUGUCUACAGACUUAUCAUUCCCAUCUACGAACAGCGCAGAGACUUUGAGAAACUGACACACCUGUAUGAUACACUCCACCGUGCCUAUACUAAAGUGAUGGAAGUGAUGCAUAGUGGAAAGAGACUGCUUGGCACAUACUUCAGAGUGGCCUUCUUUGGACAGGGCUUCUUUGAGGAUGAGGAUGGAAAAGAAUACAUCUACAAGGAGCCAAAGUUCACUCCACUGUCUGAAAUUUCCCAGAGGCUCCUGAAGCUGUACUCGGACAAAUUCGGCCAGGAGAAUGUCAAGAUUAUUCAGGACUCUGGCAAGGUGAAUCCGAAAGACCUGGACUCGAAGUACGCCUACAUCCAGGUGACACAUGUCACGCCCUACCUUGAUGACAAAGAACUGGAGGACAGGAGGACCGACUUUGAGAAGAACCACAACAUCUGGCGCUUUGUGUUCGAGACACCAUUCACAGUGUCGGGCAAGAAGCAGGGUGGGGUGGAGGAGCAGUGUAAACGGCGGACUGUUCUCACCACCACCCACUCUUUUCCAUAUGUAAAGAAGCGUAUAGCAGUCAUGUACCAACACCAGAACGACCUGAGCCCCAUAGAGGUGGCCAUAGAUGAGAUGAGUGCCAAGGUGAAUGAGCUGCGACAGCUGUGCUCAGCCUCUGAGGUGGACAUGAUUCGCCUGCAGCUCAAGCUGCAAGGCAGUAUCAGUGUUCAGGUAAAUGCUGGUCCUCUUGCUUAUGCCAGAGCCUUCCUAGACAACAGCAGUGACAAGAAAUAUGCAGACAACAAAGUUAAACAGCUCAAAGAGGUCUUCAGGCAGUUUGUGGACGCCUGUGCUCAGGCACUGGGGGUGAACGAGCGGCUGAUUAAAGAAGACCAGCAGGAGUAUCACGAUGAGAUGAAGGCCAACUACAGGGACCUGACCAGAAAGCUGUCGGUCAUCAUGCACGAACAGAUAAACCCAGUGGAAUAUGGUACAAGGAGCAAUCUGUCUGACUCUAUGGGCAUCUUCAACACCAUCAGUGGCACACCAACCAGUGCCAAUCCACAUGGCUUGACUGCCGUACUCUGACAGAAAUGUUUGACCAGACUCGCUCCUCAGUCACCACUAAAUACCCGAAGGAUCAGCUGGAUGCCUUCAAAGAAUCUAACACUACCCAAAAACAUCACGUGUUUGCAUUUUUACUCCUAUUUCCACACAGGUGAAGCUGGAAAAUCAAUGAAGUCAUGUCUGCUACCUAUUAUUCUUGUUUCCUGUGGAGACUCCAGUCAGUACAGCUGACUUUCACACCUUGACAGUUUUAAUAUCACCAUCUAUCUAGAUUUGGGUGAUUUAUUUUAUUCUGAGUGUUGGAACACAUGUAGUGACUUAACAGGCAUGUAUUAGUAACUUCAGUUUACAACAUGAUCUUAUCUUGUUGUUCUUGUCCAGAGCCUCACCCAGAGGAACACAAGGAAGUUCAGCGUUUGCAUUUGACCCAAGUCUGCUUAAUUCGUUUUUAACUGUGGGGCUCUCAUUCAGGUAAAUCUGUGAAAGAAGUGCUUCAAGACAGAAACCGAUAAACGCUACUUCUCAAACCUGGUGCACAGUAUCCCCCCCCCAUUUGAUCCAGUUACAGCAGGUGCUUUUUUUCUGUCGAGCGCAGGAGCAUCAGAGUUUAUCCUUCAAAGAAUUAGUCAUUCUAUUUUAGGCUAUUGAGAGCAUGUAUAGAAACCAUCUGUAAGAACCUAUUUUCUGUAAGAACAUUGUGUGCAAUAUUUUCUACUGUUACCAAGGCUACCCACUGCACAGAAGCUGCUCUUGCCAAAGACGUUAGAAAAAAAGACAAUGCGAGCCAAGAGUGGAACAAUUUGUAUUCCAAUCUGUUUCUUUGUCAUGAUGCCUUUUAUAUUAUCUGUGAAAUGAAAUGAAAAUAAAACACAAGAUUUUUACUGUAUGAUUGUUCAUAUAA